Pocillopora meandrina is the source of this 5250-nucleotide messenger RNA. The record is from the annotation of a GenBank genome assembly. Lineage: Eukaryota; Metazoa; Cnidaria; Anthozoa; Scleractinia; Pocilloporidae.
AUGGCGGACGGAUAUGAGUUUGGCCGGGUGGCACGAAAUAACAACAAUCUUAGUGUAGCGAGAGCUCUUGGUAAGGAAACCAACAAGUGAUCCUUAAAAUAGAAAAAGUCACCCUUUAAAUUAUUUUCACCGGGAGACUUUUUGUCAAUUUCUUAUUUUAUUUUUUCCCUCAGCUUCUUCUGUCAAAACACUUUUGGGACCUAACAACGGGUAAGAGUACGAUUCUUUGACGAUUUGGACUUUAUUUUCCUUUCUAUAAAAUUUUAAUUCAUUUACAAUAGCUAUAACGUAUUCUUAUUCUUUCAAUUAUCGCUACAGGAACAGUUUUUUCCACGUAUUUAUAAUUUAGGUUAAUAUAUUACCUGCAACCUUUUCCAUGAUGAUGAAAUGGGUGAUUUCUUUGAGUUUAAAAAGAAAAAAAAAGUUCAAGAACUUCCAAACUUAACAAAUAAAAAAUUUCCAUGGAGACCUAAACUUUGCUAGAGAAUCCCAUAUAUUUUGUAAUAAGUGCUGUUCAAGCUUGUGUUAUGUAGCACUAACAACAAAACAGCUGAUAAACUGAUCCACCAGCUGAACAACUUUUUUUCUGUAUUUUGUAGCUUAAAGUGCUGCAGUUCAGAUGAUGAAUCUGUCAUAUGCAGCAGUGCAGCCAAGUUGUUGCAGUUCAUUGACAUUCAAGUGAGAGAAAUAACACACUUGCAUUUUAUGUCUAUGUACAUUUUGUCUCAGUUUCUUCUUUUGGAAAUCACAUCCCAGAGAAGUUUAACAUUCAAAUUUAUUUGGGAGAGGGGGGUGAGCAGGUUCCCAGACUCCCCCCUAUGAAGGGGGGCCACCUACAUUUACCCUACUUAGUUCAGAUCAAACAUCUAUUACAUUUUCUGAUAAAAACCCUGUAUCCAGUCCUGCUAGAAUCUCAAACUUGUGAAGACCAUAACUGGAAUAUUCUAACUCUUCUUCCAAACUUGUUUACUGAAUUUCCUAUUUUAUCAACUUGCUGCUGACAUUUUGUCCAAUUGUAACUGGACAAGAACUUGGUAAUGUCAAUUAUAACAUAUAAGGACACUUGUGAUAAAAAUUAUUUUCAAUCACCUCUGUAGCAUCCAGCUGGUUUUAUCCUAAAUGAUGCUUGCCAAGGCCAGUACAAAAAAUAUAGAACAAACUGCAAGACUCUCAUAUGCAUGGCUGGUUUCUGGAGCAGUGCAGUGGAGGAUCUGCUAGAUCAGGUGACUUACAAAGCUUUUUCACCUAUGCAGGAGGUGCACCAGUCUGAAUUGUGUGGGAGAAUCUGACUGGAAAGUAUUGAUUGUGGUGAAAAUAGUUGUAGGGCUUUAUGCACCAGGUUGAAAGAACACCAGAUGUGAACAUCGUGGGUCAUUUAUAAAGGUCAACAUAAUGAUGCACCAGAUCACUCUAUCAUGUGGAUAAUAUGAAAAUCAUAAUAUGAAGGGUUGAUUCUUUGCUUGCCAAUAAAAGCUGCAAAAGCAUUAGUCUGAUAGGUCACUUGGCAUAUACUGGAAGGACCUAAAAUUUGUCAGCUCUUCACAGUUGAGUUUCUAAAAUCAGUAUUCAUAUUCCCCAUACUGUUCUCUAUACAUUUCCUAAUCUACUUACAAGGAGAAUUUGUUUAACAAUCAAGUGCUUUUUUCAGUUGGUGACCAUUUCCUAUAUUCUUGAAACCUAAAUGAGUGAUAUAAGGGUGAUAUUGUAAGGAGAAACUAGAUACUGGUCACUCUCAGGGGUCCAAGGGUUAAUCAUAAAUCUACUGUCUUAUUUUUUUUUAAUUGACUGUACAUGAUAAUUUCCAGGGUGUUCCUAUCCCGAUCAUUUUACGUCUUUUUGAUGAUGCACUUCAAGUCUGUGAAGAGGUUUGUCAUCAGACGUCCAUUGAUAUAACCGAAGCUUUGCAAAGUCAUCAGGACUUGAACCAUCCAGCCAAAGAUAAUUAUGGUGACAAAGAGAACAGCCAAAGCAUCUCCAAAGAGAUUUCUUGUCAUCCAGUUGCUGAAUUGGACAUCUUGAAGAAGACUGAUCUUAUUGACGCUGUUGACGCUGAUGACAUAUCAUGGUAUUUUGAUGGACAAAAACGGGGAGUUGAUGAUGGUUCACCAUGGGGAGAUUUUGACAUUCCCGGGGCACGUAGUCAUAUCCCAAGGAUUCCAGGGUAUAUCACAGCAGCUGAAGAACCUAUCCCACGGACAGUUAAGAUGGAAACUCCAACCACCAAGAUGCCAGAGGUAAAAACUUUCCGAAAUAAGAACUGCCUUGAUCUAAAAAUCAGUCGAAAUGGAGAUGUAACAACUUGCAACGAAAACUUAGACAAAAUUGCAUCACGAUCAGAAAGUUGCAAGUCACUAGGAGGAAUUUUAGGUGCAAAAACGAACGUCAGUAAUAUGUCUCCUCCUUGGGUGAACACGGGGAAGCCAGAAGAUUUUUUACAAGGAACAAAAACAAGAUUAUUGCUUGACGAACCGGAAAGUGGAAAUUCACAGUUUUAUCCUAACAUUCAAGGAGACACGUGUUAUGGAAAUAAGGCUUCAAGAACGCCUCUAGAAUCAACAGAAUCUUGGAAUAAAAGUAUUUUCUCGCGAAGAGAAGACAAAUGUGUAGAUGAAUUCGAGACAUCUCUACCAGAGGCUGUUUCAUACACCGCAAAUGGAAAUAUCGCUAUUAAAUCACUAGUGUCAAAGGAACAUAAUGAAGACUUGAGAUCCUCUGGAUUUUUGGGAGAAAACUUCAUUAACGCCCAUACAGACACGAAGCGUACAAAGUUUCAAAAUGUUGGGGCGAAAUCUUUUGAGCCUCUGAACAAAAUUAAUUUUAAUCCACUCCCUCUUACUUCGUCGGAUUGUAGAGACAUAAAAGGAGACGACAGGUUCUUGUUUUCCCUCUCGGAGAAACUGGAAAGUAAGAAUGUAAUUGUACAAAGACGGGUUAAACUGUCAGAAAUUUUCAAGGGCAGUAGACAUUUUGUGAACAGUUCCAGGAACAAAGCCUCGCCAAAGUUAGUAGAUGUCGAGAACGGACCCAAAGACUCACCCAAAGGAGAGCCUGAAAAAUUGUCUACUGGCACAACUCCUAGCAAGUCGAUACCAAAAACUAGGCAUUCAGGAGAAACGGGUUUGGUCGAUUCAACACCACAUGAUAGGGAAACGUUAUCAGUUCAAGACGGGGUUAGUUCUUCUCCAUCUCAACUCAAUUCAGUUGAAAUAAAGAAGAAGUCGUUGUUUGAACUUGGAAGUUGCCUCUCUCAUGGUAAAGAUCUCGAAAUGAAACUUGCAGUUGAAGUAACAAAUUCCUUGCCAAUCUCUUCUUCAUCGUUUAAAGACCUUGACAUUCCUCUUGGAAUGAUUCACACGGAGUUAGUUCUUGGUCCGCCAAACUCUUUUUCUUGUAGAAUAGAUGGUCUUCUAUUGGAAAACACUUCAACUUUUCAGUUUUCUUCUUCAAGUCAGAAUCUUCCUGCUUGCAAACUUCUCCUGGCUCUUAUUAAUGGAGAUGUCACGCCGGAAUUUCGUCAUGCGGGACUGAACAACGAAUUGCAGAUUCUCAGAAUUAUCAGGAAUGAAGAUUUCAAAUCAUCCGUUUUCAAUCAGGAAAAAGACUGGUACCGAAGCGUUACAGCAAGCCUCAGUAAUCACAAAAUUGGUAUCCUUGUCGUCAAAGGAAUCGUUCAUGAUUCAGUGUUAGAUUAUUGUUUAUCACACAACAUAACCGUGCUUCAAAGCGUUUCAUAUCCAGUCCUUCAACUCCUUUCCUUUGCAACCGGCUCUGCGAUAAUUACUUAUCUCGCUGACUUGAGGGAACAGGAUCUAGGAGGACCUGUUACCAUAGAAACGUGGGAACUCGGCUGGGCGCCAUGUUUAGUUAGACACAGCAAGCCAAAAGGCAGCAGGGAUGGUGACGUCAGAAGGAUGAAGACCUGUCAGUAUGUCCUUGUUAGAGAAGUGACGGAGGCGAGUUCGGAUCGCGAAGGUAAGCAGUAAGGAUUUGCUUUUCCAUCGGAUCACUGUGUGAAGUCCCUUCGCAGUCCCUACUUUUCAUGCGUCACAAUAAUUCCGAGCGGUACACUAGCGUCAACUUUUUUUUUCCGCUCAUUUGUUUUGAGUCGCGCAACGGACUCUGCCGAAAAGAGGAACUGCUCGUAGUCUAGUACUUUCCUUACAUCAGUUUCUUUUACUGAAUUUUUUUCUUCCCGGUAUCUGUUGCCCUCAGAUUUCAACAGUCCUUUACAGACAGUACUUCUCUGUAGCCCUUGUAAAGAUGUCCUCUGUGAUAUGGAGGAGAGGUUCUGGAAUUCGAUCUAUCGGUUGAAAAAUACCCUCUCCUGCGGCCGAGUUUUACCUGGAGCGGGUGAAAUUGAAGCUGCCUGCAUCCGACGGCUGACUGAAUUAGCAGGUAUGUAAACCAUAACGAACGGCUGCCCAGUUGUUUGUGAGCAUUUGCCGAUUCUUGCAAGAGAAAGUGAAAGUGGAAAACUGUUCCGAGCACCUGACACUGUAGAUAAAUAAUGUAAACUGGUAAGGUCGGCACGAGUGUGGGGCCAGACGGCUUUUUCCUGGACCAGCUCACGUCAGCCCGUCCGACCUUACACACAUCAGCUUUCACUAUAAUUUCUUUUUGUAUAAGAUUGCGUAGGCGGGAUCGCUCGAGUCAUAUGAUAAAGCUUAGGAUGUACUUGCAGAGUACUUUCUUAUAUUUUUGAUAUCUUUUUUAACAGACAAACAUGCUGCACCGGCGUUCUCUUCCAGUCCUCUCCCUGGAUGGUUACAGGAAAGUUUAGAGGUAUUCAGGCCUUUGGUUUACACGGCAUUUGCCCAAGGACUCAAAUACUUUUUGUGCAGCGUUCUUCUCAACUCUGGAGACUUUACUUCGCUCAGCGGUACGUCUGUCUAUGUUGAACAGUUAGUCAACGAAGGUUUGACACUAGAUGUUCUUGAGAAAUCUAAAGACGAUCAUUCCGAUGAUCAUCGAGGGGAACCUCGGAGAGCUAGAGGAAUCAAAGGUGGCCACGCGAAAGAUCGCGUUCCUUCAUGCGAUCCCACGGGAUUCCCCGCCGAAAAUGUCCGAGAUCCCUUUGACUCGAGGCAAGUAACUUACAAGGUCAAAAGCAGUGUAUUUGAUGAUUACACAGCUAAGAAAGAAGCAUGGCGGCGCGCUGUGGCUGUCAUAAGAAUUCUUCUUCAAUCGGACAUGUUAGUAGAGACAGGACUCAUAGUAGGGCAAAGCAAAAGCGAAAUAGUUCUCUUUUAA